AUGGUUGAACCCGUUGACACGGUGUCCAUGCAGGCCUUCAAGCCCUUCCGUUAUGUGCCUUACCGCAAUGUCCCGCUCUCUUUGACGGACCCCGAUUAUAACUCGCUGAUGGACGAGAAAGUGGACUUCACUCCCGCUACCAUGACGUUGGCACUGCUGCACGUAGAGUCGACCGUGCAACCCAAGCUCAACACGCGACUAGUGCCCGCUGAGACCGUCAGCCGCAGGCUCGAAGACGGAGAGAAGUUCUGCAUGCCUCCUAUGAUUCAUCUUUGCGGCGGCGUUGUCAUCGCCGUGCCCAUCGUAACAACCAUGGAGGAACUACCGGGCAGGCACUGCAGCCUUCUCCUUGUGGCACACGCUAAUGAUCUUUGGGAACUCGCGAGCGAGAACCGCACAGUGGUUUUCCAUGUGGACCCGAAAGCCACACAGCGCUUCCACGAUGUCGCUUUCAACACCGUGCACGAGUGGAUCAUGAGCACUGCUCGUGUGCAGGCACUAUCGAGCUUCGGCGGGGCCGGUUUCGAACGGCUGAAAGAGUCCGACAUCGGCGAACGUUUUAAGAGGUGGAAGCAUGUGGUUCAUCUGGGUGGCAAGGGGAAGCCGAGGGAGGUGGCUGAGGGGAGCAAGGGGAAGCCGAAGGAGGCAUUGGCAUUUGAGGGGAGCAGGGGAAAGCAGAAGGAGGUGUCUGAGGGGCAUGAGUGGAAGAAGGAGAAGCGGAAGUUGAAGGAAAAGCUGGAUAAGGAGAGGUGCGAGAAGGAGCGUCUGCGGGAGGAGCUGCAGACGGCCACGCUGGAUCGUUCUCGAGCAAUUGAAGAGACCCUUGCCAAGGGCGUCGAGCAUCUGGUGGGUGAUCACACCAAGGCAGCGGCGAAGACACAGGAGACGGUGAAGUCUGUGGAAACGUCGCUUGCUGGUGUCGGAGACCAGCUCAAGACGGCCGCGGAAGGUGCCGUUGCGGGGCUUGGGCCGCAGGUCGACAAGGGUGUGAAGGCUGUUGCGACGAGUGCUGUCUCUGAUGCAGCGAAAACCAUGCAGGACGUUCUCGUCGAAGCUGUCAAGGGGGUGGUCAACAAGAAGCUGGAGGAGAUUAAAGCCUCCAUCGUCGCGCAGGUUGACAAGCGUGUCCGCGAGGCUGUCGCUGACUCCACCAACGGCUUGAAGACGGAGAUCGUCUCCAUGGUUAGGGAGACGACGAGACGGGCCUUUGGCGAAGCUGGAUUCGCCGCUCUUCCAAGCGUUUUUGGAGCCGCAACAGCUUUGGCACGCCAAGGUGGAGGAGGGGGUGCUGGCGCGAAGCAUCCUUGUGGGGAUGAUGGGAGUGAUACGCGUGGCAGGAUGGCAGCAGAUACAGUCUACAGCAAAGUCGCGCGGCUGAAACGCUCGAAGGCUGGCGGGCUGGAGAAGAGUGUGGGGGACGUUCCAUCGAAGCAGGCAUCUCGUGCGGAGAGUGGUGUUGCGCCUUUGCACAUAGACCCCACCUUGGGCACACCGGUGGGGCGUGCAGACGCUCGGGCCAACAUUGGGGCGUCCUUGCCGUCGCAAGGUUUAGUUGCGGAGUGGCAGGUAGGUCAUGGCGAUGCGGAUGGCGAAGCGGAGGAGUACGUGGAGAACGAGGAGAAUGAGGAAACGGAAGGCCUCCAGGUACAUGGUGACGCAGAAGGAGAGGAAACUGAUGGCACGGCUGGUGGUGCUUUGGCGGAGGUUGAAGGGGGCAGGGGUCGCAAGGGGAACUCGCCUGGAUGGACCGGCGACAUUAUGGGUGGAGGUUGCUCCCGCUACCUGGGCUACUCGUUGGAACGGGCGGACGUGGAGUUCACAGUGUCCGUGGCCAUGAUUGUGUGGGACGGAUACGUCUCGAAGGUGCUGUGGGACGCCUACAAGGAGGGCCACACCCCUGGAACUCCCCCAUCGUGGCCCGAGCAAUGGGCAUUGGCUAAGGGACUUCCGAAAGGCCUGUGGACAUGCAUGUGGUCUCAUGCCAUCUGCGGCGACAAAGACAUGCUGACCAAGUUUUUCACACACGUCACAGCGUAUCAGAGCGAUGGUUUGGACUUCCAGCCCGCUGUGUGUCUGGCCGUCGGUGCCAUUGCGGCCAGCGCGGAGGCGCUUGACAUGAAGGCUGCUGUCGCGUAUGGGGUCACCAUCGUGUCAACUGUCGCCGCCGCUUGGUACUUGGUCUCACACAGGGCUCUACAGUUCGCGCAAGCUUGCCAGUGGGCUGUGGGCGUGGGGAAGAAGCUUGACCGAGCCAAUGCCUUCCCGAACCUCUCGGACCAGUUGCUGAAGGUCAUGGAGGCGGUCAUGCUUGCUGUGAAGCUCGCGGGCGAAGAGGAAGGUGCGCUUGCGAAUGGGACGACCUUCAUCAAUCAGGCCGACAGCCUGUACGGACGUGCUUCCAUACAGGCAGUCGGCAUGGUGGUUCCACUUUCGGAGCUCAUGACGAAGCUCAUCGUGUACAGGAUGAAGCGCACCUACAAGUUCAACAAGUGGGUAAUUCCCAGAUAUGCGCCGACACGAGGUCGCGCACGCGGUGGUCGCGUGGGCCAGCAGCAGGGAGGUGGUCGCAUGGGCCAGCAGCAGGGAGGUGGUCGCUUGGGCCAGCAGCACAGAUAG
Molecule: messenger RNA, 2616 nt
Organism: Closterium sp. Yama58-4
Lineage: Eukaryota; Viridiplantae; Streptophyta; Zygnematophyceae; Desmidiales; Closteriaceae
Source: the annotation of a GenBank genome assembly